Penicillium crustosum is the source of this 753-nucleotide messenger RNA. RefSeq lists its product as uncharacterized. The record is from RefSeq and is a predicted model, not a curated record. Gene Ontology annotation, biological process: fatty acid catabolic process. Bases 1 to 753 code for a protein of 250 amino acids. Lineage: Eukaryota; Fungi; Ascomycota; Eurotiomycetes; Eurotiales; Aspergillaceae. The transcript has 2 exons. Gene Ontology annotation, molecular function: 2,4-dienoyl-CoA reductase (NADPH) activity.
AUGGUUUACCUCGGUGCCAAUGCCUGCAUAGUGGGAAGAAAUGAGGAGAAGACUCAAGCUGCUGCCCAAGAUAUCGGAACAGUCAGACACGGGAGCAGAGUACUUGGUAUAGGUGGAAUCGACGUGCGCAGUAUCGAGAGUCUACAGCGAGCCGUGAGUCAGUGUGUGGCUGAGCUGGGCUCCAUUGACUUUGUUAUAGCUGGCGCGGCGGGGAAUUUCCUUGCUUCUUUUUCCUCUAUUUCUCCGAACGCGUUCAAAAGCAUCGUCGACAUCGACGUCCUCGGCUCCGUCAAUACCGCAAAAGCAACCUUGCCUUACCUUGUGGAGUCCAACAAACGUAAUUCGGCAUCUGGACGCAUUAUCUUUAUCUCCGCGACACUACAUUAUACCGGUUUCCCACUUCAGACUCAUGCCGCUGUUGCCAAAGCCGGCGUGGAUGCCUUGUCCGCCAACAUUGCUAUUGAAUACGGACCUCUCGGGAUAACCAGCAAUGUCAUUAGUCCAGGCCCAAUUAGCGGGACGGAGGGGGUCAAUCGUUUAUCCAAGAGCAGGGCACAGUCACGCAGCAUUCCUCUAGGGAGGUAUGGCACGGUCAAAGAUAUUGCGAACGCCACUGUUUUUCUUUUCUCGGAAAGCGGCGGUUUCAUUAGUGGACAUGUUCUGGUCGUUGAUGGGGGAGCAUGGCGAACUCUGGCUACGAUUUCGGGUUCAGACGUUCCGUAUCCAGAUGUCAUAACUAAGUCCAAAAUUUAA